Pichia membranifaciens NRRL Y-2026 is the source of this 961-nucleotide messenger RNA. RefSeq lists its product as hypothetical. The record is from RefSeq and is a predicted model, not a curated record. Bases 266 to 844 code for a protein of 192 amino acids. Lineage: Eukaryota; Fungi; Ascomycota; Pichiomycetes; Pichiales; Pichiaceae. The transcript has 4 exons.
GACUGGAUAUUCCAGCCCCGGGCGCCGUAAUUAUUCGUUGAAUGAUUUACAGCUGAUCUCUUCUUUUUUUCUACAAAAUAUCCGACACGGUGUUAGCCAAGAGUGGGAUGAGCAAGCACCGUAGACCUUUUGAGACUAAAGAUAAAACCCUUAGGUUCCCUGCACUUUUGUCCGUUCUUUUUGAAAGGCUUGUAAGCUAUUCUGUCAAAUUCUUUUGACAAGUAAGUCUCAUAGAGUAAGCGAUUGUCUAGUAUAUCAUUACAUCAUGAGACUUAGUAAUAUCGGUCUGCUGGUUACUACGCUGAUUUCUAACAUUGGAAUCUCGAAUGCAGACACCGAUAACGAAUUAGAAAAACGUAAUAGUUGUUCUACACAGGUUUCAUCAUGUUCUCUUACACCAUAUAAUCAUGGUUACCCCGCAGCUUCCGUUUCUUGGGGAAACACUGUCACUGAUCUAGGAAAUGGUAUUUAUGAGGGUACAAUGAACUUUCAAGGUAAAGACUGUUCUCAGUUUGAUAACACCAAUGAAAUCAAGAUUGAUGGUGGUGCUGCGACAGUGGUUGUCUACUCUUACAACGGUUACUCAUGCAGUUCUGCCAACCCAUACUACUCUCAAUGUGUGCAGGGAACAUCAUCACCGACGACGACCCCAUCUGGCUCAUCUUCGACCACUCCAUCCACCACUCCAUCUGGAUCAUCAUCCACCACUAAGCCAUCGACUGCUCCAUCUGAUCAUCAUCCACCACUAAGCCAUCGACUACUUCAUCUGGAUCAUCAUCCACCACUAAGUCAUCGACUACUCCAUCUGGCUCAUCGUCUACCACAUGCUCUGCCACGCAAGUGACCACAUGUGCUUUGACUCCAUAUGACCAUGGUUACCCAUCGGCAUCUGUGUCUUUCGGGCCAACUGUUAAGGACUUGGGUAAUGGUGUCUACGAAGGUACUAUGAUUUUCCAAGGUG